This is a messenger RNA of Cherax quadricarinatus, 372 nucleotides long. The record is from RefSeq and is a predicted model, not a curated record. NCBI's taxonomy places the organism in Eukaryota, Metazoa, Arthropoda, Malacostraca, Decapoda, Parastacidae.
AUGUACAUGUCACCUCUGGUGAGCCUUGACUUAGGUGCCCCGGUGGCUGGCCUGGCCUGGUCGUACUUCAGCAGCAGUGUUAUUGUUGGGGUGACGGACGAGGGUCGUGUCUACGUGUACGACCUCUUCGUCCGCAAAUGUCGCCCGUGUGUGCAGAAUAUUCUGCAAAGACGUCGUUCUGCUCUCUCCUGCGUCGCCUUCAGUCCCUUACCCGUCAUUCUGGUGGGUGGAGAGAGAGGAUACCUUCUGACGCUGAAGUUGUCGCCCAACCUGAGGAGAAACCACAAGACCAGAGAUGAGCUGAGCCCGAGGGAGGCAGAGGUGUGUAAGAUGGAGCGUAUCAUCGCAACCACCAGGAGCAAACUCAAGUAG